Molecule: messenger RNA, 576 nt
Organism: Lathyrus sativus (Indian pea)
Lineage: Eukaryota; Viridiplantae; Streptophyta; Magnoliopsida; Fabales; Fabaceae
Source: the annotation of a GenBank genome assembly
AUGGAACACGCAACUCCGACCACACAUCCACCACUUUUACCUUUCUCAGCACCGCCACUAACCGCCGCACAAAUCGCCACCCUCACAACACCACCACCGCCUUUUCCACCCCCCUCCGUCGAUCUCUCCCCUCUCGAAUUCCUACUAGCCCUCAUCGCCAUCGUCACCAUACCCGCCUUGAUCUAUACCUGUAUAUUCGCCUUCGGUUUCCCGUUUUGUCGCCGGCGAACAGAGCAAAACCCUCGCGAACUCUCAGUCUCUUCCGAUGACAACUCCAAAGUUGACGCUGCUUCCAUCUUCGAUCUAAAGUACAGAACAGACGCCCAUGUGAAGGAGAUCGGAGGUGAGUGUCCAGUUUGCUUGUCGGGGUUCACUGACGGUGAAAAACUCCGGCAGCUGAGUUGUUGUAAGCAUUACUUUCAUGCUGAUUGUAUUGAUUUGUGGCUUAGAAAUCGGGUUACUUGUCCGAUUUGCCGAGCUACAGUUUCCGGAAAACGCCGGUGUUCGUCGGCGGAAGCUCCGGCGAGAAAUUAUGAUAUGAUGCAGGGUCUUCCGGAUGCUUCCGGUUUAGUGUAA